AUGUUCCUCAUCGUACAAUGUCUCACUUAUCAUGCCAACUCAAAUUCACCCCUGAAACACGCUGAAACAACGGUUCGAGACUCUUGCGUUAACUCUUGUGCUCAGCCGCCACCACCGAAGAAGGUUUACUGCAGAAGGUCGUCAUCACCUCCACCUCCGGGAAAUUACAUGGACGUGACUGGUGUGCCAGGGGAACUGUACCGGACCGAGCCAGAUAAUCAAUGGGGAUACUAUUCUAGUGCAAACCGGAUUAAGGUUAAGUCUCUCCUGGUUAUUUUAAUUGUGGCAUGUUUGGUGUUGUUAUAA
This is a messenger RNA of Eruca vesicaria subsp. sativa (arugula), 306 nucleotides long. Lineage: Eukaryota; Viridiplantae; Streptophyta; Magnoliopsida; Brassicales; Brassicaceae. The record is from the annotation of a GenBank genome assembly.